CAAACGUAAUUGCUUUUAUUCCACAUAGUACUUGACUUGCGUCGUGUCUUUUAUGCUUUCUUUUGGGGCCGUGUUCGGUGUUGUUGUGCGGAACAUAGGCAAAGCCCGGGCUCUGACAAAGACUUCUUCGAUCCUUGGACUGCAACACACAACUUUAUCUGUGAUCCCUGGACAUUACAACAACCAGACUAUGGCAGCGAGCACGAAAGUCACACGCGAAUGGUACCCGCCGGCGGCCGACGGUGCACAGACAGCACCGUUGCUAUUAUAUAACAGCUUCGUGGACGAAAAGGUUCCUUUCGUGCCGGCAGCCGGGCCCAACAGCAAGCAAAUCACUUGGUAUGCGUGCGGACCGACUGUCUACGAUGUCGCACACAUGGGGCACGCACGCAACUACCUGAGCUUUGAUAUCGUGCGGCGGGUACUGGAGGACUAUUUUGGAUACAACUGCCUUAUGGUGAUGAACGUGACUGACGUCGACGACAAAAUCAUUCUACGCGCUCGCCGCAACUUCCUGCUUGCUCAGUAUCGGGGCUCAGGCAAGAGCGCCCAAGAGGUCAAGGGGUUCGCUGCGGGCGCCCUCCAAGCGGCUGUUGCCAAGCAGCGCAGCAAAGUGGAGCAGCUGCAGGGCCAGGUUAAGACGGCGGAGGCGGAAGUGGAGGCUGCGGGCGAUGACAAGAAGGCCGCCACCUUUGCCCAGCGCAAGGUGGAGGACCUGCAGGAGGCGGUGAAGGGGGAGGCGCUGAAGGGCCGGCAGGCGGAGGAGGCGCUGGCAGCGCUGGAGGCGGUGCCGUUGACAGGCGUUCCGGCCGACGUUGACGCGCUGUUGGCGGUGAGCGGCGACUACGUUGCGGAGGCGCUGGACCGGGAGCUGGGGGCGGCGGUGACGGACCCCUCCGUCUUCCGCGGGCAUGCGGCCAAGUACGAGCGCGAGUUCCUGGAGGACAUGGACGCGCUGGGCUGCCGGCGGCCUGACGUGCUGACCCGCGUGUCCGAGUACAUCCCCGAAAUCAUCGCCUACGUGCAGCGCAUCAUCGACAACGGCAUGGCCUACGCCUCCAACGGAUCCGUGUACUUCGACACGCAGAACUUCAAGUCAUGCGGGCACACGUACGGCAAGCUGAACCCCUGGGCGGUGGGCAGCGCGGCGCUGGCGGCUGAGGGCGAGAGCAACUUCGAGACCAGCGAAAAACGCAGCCCGCAGGACUUUGCGUUGUGGAAGGCUGCCAAGCCCGGCGAGCCGGUGUGGGAGUCUCCCUGGGGUCUGGGUCGGCCGGGGUGGCACAUCGAGUGCAGCGCAAUGGCCUCCUCCAUCAUUGGCUCGCGGCUGGACAUCCACACGGGUGGCGAGGACCUGCGCUUCCCGCACCACGACAAUGAGCUGGCGCAGGCGGAGGCGUACUACCACUGCGACGGUUGCAAGCAGUGGGUCAACUACUUCCUGCACUGCGGCCACCUGCAUAUCGAGGGACUCAAGAUGUCGAAAUCCCUCAAGAACUUCAUCACCAUCAGGGAGGCGCUCUCCACCUUCAACGCUCGGCAGCUGCGGCUCAUGUUCGUGCUACAGCCCUGGAACAAGACCAUGCUGUACGGCGAGCAGAGCCGCGCGGAGAUGAAGGCGCGCGAGGCGCAGCUCAAGAACUUCUUCCAGAACGUGGACGCGGCGGUGCGCGGUGCGGACGUCAACGCGACGGAGCAGCGUUGGACGCCCGAGGACUUCGAGCUCAACAGCCGCAUCGGCGCCACCCAAACGGCGGUUGACGCGGCCCUGCGUGACAACGUCAACACGCCGGCCGCCAUGGAGGCGCUGUCCGAUCUCAUCAAGGCAGUCAACAAGUACCUCGAAAAGAAGCAGGAGCCCGGGGCCGCCCGGCCACUGCUGCUGCGGAAGGCGGCGGCCUACGUGACACGUAUUCUCUCGGUGUUCGGCAUCGUUGAAGCACCCAGCGACCGGCCUGGGUUUACGGAGGCGGCGGGUGGCGCCGGCAGCGACGCUGCAGCCCCUCGCUUCCUGGACGCGUUCACGGCCUUCCGUGAUGAGGUCCGCGCGUUGGGCAAGGCCAAGGCUGACCCACGGGACGUUGCUGCGGUGUGCGACCGGUUGCGUGACCAGACGCUGCUGGAGCUCGGGGUGCAGCUGGUAGAUGGGCCGAACGGCAAGUCCUCCUGGCGGCAGGCGGACCCCGCCUCCAAGCUCGCCGCCAACACCUGCCGCUACGUGGACGCGCUGGCCGCAUUCCGGGACGAGGUGCGCCUCAUGGCUGCGGAGGCCGCCGAGCCGCGGGCCGUGCUGGCGGCGUGCGACCGACUGCGUGACGAGACGAUGGUGGAGCUGGGCGUGAGGCUGGAGGACCGGCCAGACGGCAAGGCGGUAUGGAAGCUUGACGACCCGGCAGCCAUGCGCGAGGAGAUCGCUGCCCGCGCCGCCGCGGCCGCCAGCGCAGCUCGCAAAAAGCUGGAGGGCGCGAUGGAGCGGAAGGUGAAGGAGCUGGAGAAGAUGGAGGGGCUGGCUGCUCUGCCGCCCGUCCAGGCGGUGUUGGCUGACAAGUACAGCAAGUUCGAUGAGGCCAGCGGAGAGCCCACCCACGACAAGGAGGGCAAGCUGUUGGAGGGCAAGGCCAAGGACAAGGCCCGCAAGGACUUCGAGAAGGCCGCCAAGGUGCGCGAGCCGCUCACCAAGAAGCUGGCUGAGGACCCCAACUGCCUGGCAGCCAUGCGGGCGGAGGUGGAGGAGCUGCGGCGGCAGCUGCAGGCCCUCAGCACGUGAGCGUGGCGUCGUCGUAUUGACCUGCUUUAGCAAGCAUGCCGGCAUGGGGAUGGGACUAUGGGCAGUGUCUGCGUUAGGGGCAGCUACAUGCAGCAGCCCGGAGGCUCAGGCCGGGCUGAUUGUGUGGUACGUUGCAAUGUGGGAUGGGUGUUUUACAUGCGUUGACGGGGCUUAAGUGCUGGCGGCGGUGGUGCGGUGUGGAUUACUGGGUGUACGCAGUGGGGAGGGGGAAUGAGGAAACCGACGAUUAAUGACUAGGCAGAGCAACCUGCCGACCCAAGUACGCCAACUUAAGGCAAUAGCGGUGCACUUACCAGUGGUUAUUGCCACACAAAGUUAAGCGGAACGUUGCCUGCUUGGGGCAGGGUGCGCUUAUGAGUUAGUAGGGCACGAGAGCUGUAGCACUGGAUGGGGUUACCGCUCAUACCGGUGUCGUACUCGUGUUGGGGUACUGCGAGGGUGGAUGGGGUGUUGGUGUUGGCGGAGGCAAGCCGGGAUGCGAGGGGCCGCCGGCUGAGGACUUCCAGGAGCCGGCACGGGGCUGGUUUGGCGAGCCGGCGGUGGGUGCAAUUUUGCCAGAGACUACGUAUGCCAUGUCAGACUUAUAAAAGCUUGGGUGGCCCCGCGACUGAUGGGGACUUGAUAGCAACGUGCCUUAUGCUUGCGGUGCUGUCCGUGACUUGAAGGCUAGGGGAGUUGUAUGUUUCCGUUUGGGAUCAUGUGGGCGGUGGCUAAGAUGUUUUAUUGCGUGUGUGGGGUGGAGCUCAUUUGCUUUUGGCAUAUCUGCGGUUUUGUUUCUUGCGUAGCUUGAGUGCCUUGGCCAGGAUUUGGUGCAAACAAGGGGUGUGGUGGGGGCACGUGUGUUAGCCUCUAGCCCUUGGACUUCUCGAAAAUGAAUUUUAUGCUCGCUCGUGCGCUAACGUGGGUUCAUACCCUGCCGGAAUCGGCAGUGGGGCUUUGCAGGUGCAAGGUCUACUCAGGAUGGGAUUAGCCGGACGUUAGGGUACAGCCGAGGUCUUGGCACUGUGGUGUUAGUACUGCUGACGGGACGGACGUCUCCUUCCGCGCUUGUUACAAAGUUUCAUUUCCUGGCGAUGGCAUG
Molecule: messenger RNA, 3869 nt
Organism: Astrephomene gubernaculifera
Lineage: Eukaryota; Viridiplantae; Chlorophyta; Chlorophyceae; Chlamydomonadales; Astrephomenaceae
Source: the annotation of a GenBank genome assembly